Fundulus heteroclitus (mummichog) is the source of this 3211-nucleotide messenger RNA. RefSeq names its product solute carrier family 29 member 4 (gene slc29a4a). Bases 400 to 2061 code for a protein of 553 amino acids. The transcript is spliced from 11 exons. The record is from RefSeq and is a predicted model, not a curated record. Gene Ontology annotation, biological process: nucleoside transmembrane transport. Gene Ontology annotation, molecular function: nucleoside transmembrane transporter activity; monoamine transmembrane transporter activity. Gene Ontology annotation, cellular component: plasma membrane. Lineage: Eukaryota; Metazoa; Chordata; Actinopteri; Cyprinodontiformes; Fundulidae.
CCUCCCUCCCCUCAUCAGUCCAUCCAUCCAUUCAUCCGCGCCUCCUCCCUUUCUUCUCUCCCGCUGGAUGGUGCGUUGGGAGCGCGCCCAGGAAGGCACCGGAGCCCCCCUUCUUCUUCAUCUUCUUCUUCUCGGAUGGAGACGGGCUGAGCAGGGUCCUGGUCCGGCCGGCGCAGUCCACCUCCUCCAGGGUCUCGCUGAAAGCUCUUCUCUCUGGAUAGUGCCGCUGCUGAGAGCCGGAGAAAGCGGCGAGAAGGGGAGACGCGAGCCUCCAUCCCCCCGAAGGUCUCCUGAAUCUCUUCCAGGGCGUGUCACUGGGAUUCUGAUUAACAUGCGCGCUCUGGAGUGCGUGUAGCACCCUUUCAGCUCAGAGGAGUCUUUCGCGUGCUUUUCGUCUCCAUGCAUUCUUCGAGGGCAGAGGUGGGCUCGGUGGGAGCGGAGCGCCGAAGGCCCACGCCGGCCCAGACGCCCGAGGAAUGGGACGGGUGGAGGGAGCGGGGAACGGCUGGAUGGAGGGAUGCGGGGAGGGAAGGCUGGAGAGAGGGAAGGGAGAGCGGCGUGGUGCAGAGCUACAGCUUCGAUUCGUACCAGCUGGAGGAAGAGGAGAUCAGUAAGGAUGCCCCAGAGCGAGGAGUGCUAGCUCUGUCUGAGCCUGACUUUGAGCAGCCUAUCCCUGAUGACCGUUACCAUGGCAUCUACUUUGCGAUGCUGCUGGCUGGAGUGGGCUUCCUGCUUCCCUACAACAGCUUCAUCACUGAUGUCGACUACCUGCAUCACAAGUUUCAGGGAACGUCCAUAGUGUUUGACAUGAGUUUGACGUAUAUAGUGGUUGCUCUGCUGGCUGUGAUCCUCAACAACGUGCUGGUGGAGAGGCUCAGCAUGCACACCAGGAUUACAGUGGGUUACGUCUUGGCGCUGGGGCCGCUCAUCUUUGUCAGUGUGUUUGACGUCUGGUUGGAAAAGUUCACCACCAAGCAGGCUUACGUCAUCAACCUGUUGUCAGUGGGUGUGGUGGCCUUCGGAUGCACAGUGCAGCAGUCCAGUUUCUAUGGUUACAUGGGGAUGCUGCCCAAGCGGUAUACCCAGGGAGUCAUGACUGGAGAAAGCACGGCCGGCGUGAUCAUCUCGCUGUCUCGCAUCUUCACCAAGCUGCUGAUCCCUGACGAGAAGAAGAACACCCUGAUCUUCUUCCUCAUCUCCAUCAGCAUGGAGAUGCUGUGCUUUCUGCUCCACCUUGUCGUCCGGCGCUCGCGCUUCGUCCGCUACUACACCAGCCACACCCAGGGCAAAGGUCCGGUCAAGUGUCAUGAUCCACGAGACACCGGCACCGGGUACAGGGUCCAUCACGAUGUCACAGCAGAGGAAGUCAUUUUUGGAAAUGGAGGAACCGCACCGGCCUCUACGGAAGAAGGCCAUGAGGACUUUGUGGGCGGUACAUAUGUGAGAUUUGACGCUCCGAAAGCCAAGAUAAGGAAGAGCUGGCCCGGUGUUCGCGACAUGAUCUUCCAUCGUUACGUGGUGUCACGUGUGAUCUGGGCCUACAUGCUGUCCAUCGCUGUGACCUACAGCAUCACUCUGUGUCUCUUCCCCGGGCUGGAGUCAGAGAUAAGGGACCCCACCUUAGGCGAAUGGCUGCCCAUCCUCAUCAUGGCCACCUUCAACAUGUCCGACUUUGUUGGCAAGAUCCUGGCAGCGCUGCCCUAUGACUGGUCUGGGGGCCGUCUGCUCUUCUUCUCCUGUCUGAGGGUGGUCUUCAUCCCUCUGUUUGUCCUGUGCGUGUACCCGGUCAGCGCGCCCAUGCUGUCCCACCCUGCCUGGCCGUGCCUCUUCUCCCUCCUCAUGGGAGUCACCAACGGCUACUUUGGGUCUGUGCCGAUGAUCCAGGCCGCUGGGAAAGUGCCGCCCGAGCAGAGGGAGCUGGCAGGAAACACGAUGACGGUCUCCUACAUGACGGGUUUAAUGGUGGGCUCCUCUGUGGCGUACGCAACGUACAGCUUCACCCCCACGGCUGCCGGCACGCGCUUCCCCACACACGCACCUUUCAAUGCUACAGGGUACUGAAUGUCCACAUACACUACAAACGCACCGACACAUACACACAAAAGUAUAUACGUACCCAUCUGCAGCAGAGGCAAGCAUUUAAAGUUGUAGCAACAUUUUCAUCCUGCGUGAUGAACUGUCAGAGAGGAGCAGAGCUGGAGACCCCCCCCCCCCCCCCCCCCCCCCCCAGCAGCGGGCUGAGGCCGACACGGAUGACCUUUGAGAAUCACUCGAUGAAAUUACCGUCUGCAUGACAGCGAACAGAUUGUCUGACAUUUGUAAGGUGGAAAGGCAAGUUGUGUUUCACUGCAAGGAGCAAAGCAGAGUUUGUGUCACAGUUAUAUUUGUUGUUUUUAAUGAGUUCAGGAGUUAAGGGGGUCCUUCUUUUAAAACAGGGAGAUCAAUCAUAGUGAAUAAUUUCCUUAAUCCUUCCAAAAAUGUAUUAAAUAUUGGCAGUAAAAUAACUACUUGACAUUAUUUGUCCUUGUUCUACAAUAAUACAUGAUUUAAUAUGAGAAGUGGACACUAUUAUAAGGUUUGUGUCAGCAUAAAUUAAACAACUGAAGGCACUUUGAGCCAUCAUAAUUACAACUAACCACUAAAACUCCCUGGAUGUGUCUCUAAUGUAUGUAGUUAGCAUGUUGUCCAGAAUCAUUCUUCAUAUAUGAUUCAUUCUCAUUCAUCCUUAAAGAUUUGAUAAGAGUGAUCAACGACAGGAAAAUGUAAAAAUAUCCAUAUUUCUAACUGAUUUAUAAAAGCGAGUUGUUUUUGCUUGUUUUCACAUUGCAGCCCAUUAAGGCAGUGACUUACCUCAUUAGAGCUGCACAACGAGUGUGUAUCAGAAGAGAAGGUAGAUAAAAACAUCAUAUACUUAUCUUCCCAGAGUUUCUACAGCUGGACAUAUUUUAGAGCAGAAAAGAAGAGAAAAGUCUGUACAUGUGCUUACACUAGCAUGCAAACAGCUUCUCUUAUAUAGCGGUUUAAAUUGCUGCGCAAGUAAAAGGGGGCAGGAUUUUUUUUUUCCUAUUCCAAAUAAAUGUUUUCAGAUUUGAAACUUUCAAAAAUAUUGAGAGUGAGUUCAUUCAGUAAGGGUUGGAUUGAUGUUAAGGCUUGUACACAUGCUUACCAGGGAUGCGGAUAAAUGUGGCUGACCUUAUAGGUGCAUUAUCAU